AUGGAUUUGGAGAUUAUAUGUGGGGCAUAUCAGACUAAGAUGAAGAGGAGAGCUGUAGGCAUCUGGCAUUGUGGAUCCUGCAUGAAAACAGUAGCCGGAGGGGCUUGGGCCUACAAUACCACCUCAGCUGUUACAGUGAAAUCUGCAAUUCGCCGUCUGCGGGAGUUGAAGGAUCAGUGAACAGUGGCUGGGGAGGUGGAUCCUUUCCAGAGGUGCAUGUGUCAGCAGAGUUGUUAAUAAAAGUUUUAAAUAAAGACA
This is a messenger RNA of Rhincodon typus (whale shark), 258 nucleotides long. RefSeq names its product ribosomal protein L37a (gene rpl37a). Gene Ontology annotation, molecular function: structural constituent of ribosome. The record is from RefSeq and is a predicted model, not a curated record. Gene Ontology annotation, cellular component: ribosome. NCBI's taxonomy places the organism in Eukaryota, Metazoa, Chordata, Chondrichthyes, Orectolobiformes, Rhincodontidae. Bases 1 to 180 code for a protein of 59 amino acids. Gene Ontology annotation, biological process: translation. The transcript has 3 exons.